CAAUACUCAGCCUCGAAGCGCCAAAAGUUCCUUAAGGCGACAUACUUGAACAAACACAGGGCGUACCAUGUGUACUACUUUUCGCACGUUAUACUGCGGUGUGGCUAAACAUGGAUGAGUUGCUAAAGCCUGUCACAACCCGGAAGACAACAACGACGGUAAAAACACAACCAAGAAUCAAUAUACAUGAAGCCGAAAGUCAAGCUAUUCCUGAUAGCGAUUCUGCUCUUCAAACCUUGAAGGGGUCGCCAAAUUUAGCUCAGCUUCAAAGUGCCUUGGAAUUUCUUGUCGAGAAAGGCCAGGAUGCAACGUCAACGCAGGCAAUCAAUGUGCUUUUUAGCAAGACCAUACCCGACUGGUGGAAACAUAUCAACAAAGACAACGAGAUGUUACAUUUGAAGUCCAUGUUGCUGGACCAUUUGCGUCAGAGUGCAGCUCUGAGCUUGAUGCUCUCACACCUGAAGGUGCUGGUCAACGCAUUCAAAGAUUCGGUCGAAAAUGUCACUACCAGAUCAGCUGGGGUGCAGCUAGAGCUAAUUCUCGAAGUAAUUAGUGAGGUGUUAAGCCCAUCUGAUCUUGUGCUCAUGGUCUAUCGAAGAUGUUCUUUAGUUGCAUCACAACCUCGGCGAGCUGCUCUUUGGAGAGAGGCAUCCUCAUUUUUUACCUCAGGCCAAAUUAUAUCAAACACUGCCGAAGCGGAGGAUAUCUUGAAAAGGCGAACUGGGUACAAUAAGCGCUCUUGGGUAGGUCAAGGUAAUGGAUUUUGUGAAUGGCUAGGUCGCAAUGUUGCUGUCGCCCUUUCUGAUUCGGCAGUUGCUGACAGGGAGGGUAACAUUGCCAUAAGCAGCAUCAUUGGAAAGGCUUUAGCACUAGGCUAUCAAGAUGCCUUUGUCAGCUCUUUACUCGAAGAACUGCCACUUUUCGAAUUCUUACGGCUCGCACGGUUGACGCAGCUAAAUACAAUGCUUCCUGCGUAUCAACAACGCCUGCUUCUCUCAUCUACUCUGAAAUAUACAGAUUCGCGGAUUUUAGACGCUAGGAAACGUCACGAAGAAAUCGAAGAGCUCUUGAAAUCGUCGCCAAGUAUAGACUGCUGUGCCGCACUUAUUCAAGCAUUUUUCACAAAAAAUGAGCCUUUUAAGGACUUUCUGGUAGAUUUAUGUGUCAAUAUCGAGAGCAGCGUUGUGAUUCGUUCAUUUUCUUUGCGAAGAUUGGUCGUUGCUUCGAUAUCUGAUGAUGAAGACCGCAUGGCAAUAUUAUUUGAGAAGCUUUUGUCAAAAUUUGGUGACCAACUUUUCAUUAAACAUGCACCUGCAACUCAACAAGAAGCUGUUGCUCAGGUCAUCCUCAUGGCAGCUGGAUAUAUUCAUAGAUCACAACCAAUGUUGCUUUUUACCCUAGUUAAGUCUUCCACGCAGAUACAUGGAACAUCGAACCGCCUCAAAGCACCUUCCCAGCGCGCUCAGUGGCUGGGAAUGCUAGUUGCAAUGGCCCUUUCAGACCUAACUGAUAAAUCUGGCAGUAAACUGGUAUUUGACGAUGAGAGUAUGCAAAGUCAGGAGGCAAAGUGGUACCAGGCUCUUGUCCAUGUAAACGACAAGAUAGGCAGCAUCAAUGGUCUGAAAUCCUUAGUCAAUAACAGUCGCGAAACAAUCACCAUCUCGGCGUCAUCAUCAAAAAACGAUACAUCCAAAGACAGAUUUGAAUCAAACAUAUCUACAGGUGUUGGAUCAUCGACUCAUUCGGCUUCGAGGAUUGUGGAAAUUAUCAAUAGCGAUGGAGACGACGAAGAUGAGCUCAUAUCGUACUCCAAGCCCGACUCAGACCCUGAAGAUGAAGAUGAUGACCCUACUCUGGUCGAAAGAAAUAAACCUCGCCGUCCUGUGUAUAUCCGGGAUCUUCUCACAGGCCUCCGUGAAAUGAAAAACUACGAUCGGCAUCGGAUAGCGUUGAAAUCGUCUGCAUCACUUAUACGGCGGAAAGCUGCCUUCGGUAAAGAGCUACAUGAUCACGCUGAAGAGUUGCUUAAUACCUUACUGAAUCUAAAUAAUCAAUUCGAAAUGGAGGAUUUCCUCGAGCUAAGACAAGAAGCUCUCAUAUCACUCCUUGUCUCCGAGCCGAAGAUUGUCGGUCCGUCCCUCGCGCGGUGUUGCUUUGAGGAUGAAUUCUCCGUACAGCAGCGAACCGCUAUGCUCACAAGUCUUGCUUUAGGAGCCCGCGAAUUGGCUGGUCAUGGGGACAAAGACAAUACAGAGGCAUUGAGUUUCCCGAGCAAGGAAUUACCGAAACAUUUGCAAACCAUCUAUGGAGAACAGCCAGACCUACGUCUUACGAAUGCAUCUCGUAAGUUAGAAGAAUCGAUGGUAGGGCCGUUGGCCUUAAGUGCUGCAGAUCAAUUGAGUGGACCAAAUGCUUUAAAAGUACGAACCUUUUCGUCGAGAAUGAAAGUACCAAUAAAAGGAUCAAAAGUCAUUAAAAACGCUACAAAAGAUAUAACUGAAUAUUUAACUCUCCCUUUGAUUGCAGGCUGGUGGACACAGAUGCAGAGUUUUGGGAGAGGUUCAAUCACCUUCUCAAAGUAUUUAGUCCCUUUAUACCUGAGAACUUUGGCUGUGGUGCUCCACGCGUCCGGGCCAUCCACACUUGAGCUGCUACAACUGACGACCGAAAUAUGGGAUAUCUUACUCUCUGUUCGAACAAACGCACUUCACGAAAACGAUGUGCAGGCGCUUGACGCUUUAUUAUUCGCAUUCUUGAUUUUACUGGAGCUGAAUGAAGAUAAGGAGAGACUUGCUCAUGACCAUGCUCGAGAACUUGUUGAGACGCAAGAGUGGGCGAAGCUCGUGCUAGACCAGUAUGGCUCGGUUGCGGCCAGUGAGAACACUGAAAGUGGGAAGGUUAAGAUGCUCGCUGCUGCAACGAUUGUUAAAUGCCAUGAGGUUGUUGAACGAUGGCAGAGACUAAUGCUGGGCGAUCUGGUUGACGUGUAACUUUCACAACGGGCUGUCGAUAUCACCGCAUCAUGUUCCUGGAUGCUUCGCCGCAUAGUCUAAAUCCCGACAUUGAACAGCAUGUAUCUUUGCAGGUGAAGAAGACAUAACGAAAUAGGGAACCGUUAUUUGCGUAAAACAACUUAGUGGCGAAAACCUUACAAGCAGACUUCAAAAGUCUUUAUGUCUUGAUUUUUGUAAAGUGCCGUUGGCUGGGAUAUUAUAUCGUAGGUUCAGACAAGGUGCAGAACCCCCAAGUGUGAUGGACGACUUUCUUUGAUCUCGAAAAUGAAUAAUCUCGUCAGGGCUGAUC
Messenger RNA from Verruconis gallopava, 3303 nucleotides. RefSeq lists its product as uncharacterized. Gene Ontology annotation, molecular function: telomeric repeat DNA binding; Hsp90 protein binding. Gene Ontology annotation, biological process: protein stabilization; telomere maintenance via telomerase. Lineage: Eukaryota; Fungi; Ascomycota; Dothideomycetes; Venturiales; Sympoventuriaceae. The record is from RefSeq and is a predicted model, not a curated record. The transcript is spliced from 5 exons. The coding region runs from base 111 to 2990 and encodes 959 amino acids. Gene Ontology annotation, cellular component: cytosol.